UCGACGCGAACGCGACAACUGGCGGGAAAAACAGUAAAGCCAAUAAGGAUAACAUAUAGAACACGAUAAAAUAUAGAGCACUUAGCUCCCUCGCGUUAUGUCUACGGCCUUCCUCGUGGACAGUCUCCUGCACGCCCAGCAGACCUACACGGAGAGCCAGCUGAAGUCCAGCCUGAGCGAGAUGCUCCUCUCGCGUCGUUCGGGAUCGGAUCCUGUAGAUCCUUCAACGGAUGCCUCCGAAACUGGCUGCAGUUGCUCCAAGUUGCGCGGCUACAAGUGUGAUAAGUGCCGCGAAAUCCGUGCCGAGAGUGUGAACAGCAUCGAGGAGAUGGACGAGCUGGACGAUGGCUCCUCCUCGGCGGACGAGAUCGUCGCCGAUAUCGGCAGUGUGGAGGGCGAGGAGCCGCACAUGGACAUGGACGAGGACCUGGAGGACGAGAUGGCCGAGGUAGACGAGCCGGUGGCAAUCAAAUUGCCUAAAGUAGAGCCCAAGGACUCCAGCAUCCCGACGGUGGGCAAUACCAUCCUCAAGGAUACCAACAGCAAGCCCAUUCUCAAGUUCAGUGUCAGUGCGAUUUUGGGGGAUACCCGGGAAGGAGUCCGGGUCAGAAAUGAAUUCAUGCAACCGCAGCAUAUAUGGCCUUAUCUACAGCAAAACUUCAUGCAGCAGCACUCGCAUCAAUAUCAGCCACACCAUCAGCAGCAUCCCCACCAGCAACACCAACAGUUGCCAGUGCCAGGACAUCCUCAUCCUCAUCCGCAUCCACAUCCACAUCCGCAUCAUCAUCACCAUCACCAUGGGGGGGCGGGGCACGCCCACUUUCCGCAUCCCGCAUUUCUAACGCAUCAACUGCCGCCGCAUCAGCAGCAGCAGCAGCAGCAGCAUGCACAACAGCAACAUGUACAGCAGCAACACCAGCAACAUCAGCAGCAUCCCGGCAAUAGUUGUCAACCGCAAACCGCAUCCUCGUCGUCGUCACCUGGCAGCACAAUUAGUGAUAGCGACAACAAUCACGGCGGCUCCAAUGCCACUGCCAAUGGCAAUUCUGGCCAGGAUGGUCGACCGCACGAGAUGGGGAAUCCCACCAACGACGAGGACACCGCCAGUCGAAGAUUAACGCAAGACAAGCAGCUGCUGGGCGCCGGAGGAGGAGGAGGGGGGAGUGGAGGAGGUGGUGGCCAUGGCCAUCCGACGCCGCCGCCACCGCCUCCUCCGCCGGUGAUUGCCAAGCCCAUGCCCAGCCGCCCCACGCCCUUCCUGCCGCACACCCUCAACCACCCGCACCUCCAUUCGCUGCUGGCGCACUGCCGCAAUCCCUACAUGAGUGUUGGCGCCCAAGUGUUUCCCCUGCCCCCUGGACAGGGAUUCCCCUGGGCCCAUUCGACACGUGGCAAGCCUCGUCGUGGGAUGAUGCGACGUGCCGUCUUCUCAGACUCACAAAGAAAGGGACUGGAGAAGCGGUUCCAGCAGCAGAAGUACAUCAGCAAGCCGGAUCGCAAGAAACUGGCCGAGAGAUUGGGAUUGAAGGACUCUCAGGUGAAAAUAUGGUUUCAGAACCGGCGGAUGAAGUGGCGGAACUCCAAGGAGCGGGAGCUCCUCGCCAGCGGUGGUUCCCGUGACCAGACGCUGCCCAACAAGAACAACCCCAAUCCGGACUUGAGCGAUGCCAAGUGCGAUCGUCCCCUGACGCCUCUUUCACCCUCCCUGCUGUCCCCCAAUGGCAGUGCCACGCCCCCUCCCGGAGCGGUGGCCAAGGAUGAACCGCCCGCAGCGCCAGUCACUCCCAAGUCACCGCAAUCCGCCAGCAGCAGAAGUUCUCCUUCGAUUGGCUAUGGCCUGCAGAUCAGCUCACCGCCUCCACUCCUCACCAGCCUCAAAAUGGGCGAUCAAUCGGCGGCGGCCACGCCCACUCAGGGGCAAGGCGGCACCACGGUUUCAUCCGCCGCCUCCUCGCCACCCGGAGUCACUGCCUCCAGUGCCGCCGAGUUCCAGGCCAAGAUCAAUGCCGAGAUGCAGAAGCAACUGGUUGCCGCCGAUCUCAAGUUCAAGCUGGAAAACAGCAUCCAGGAGGCCAAACAGCGGCGGUUCGAGCAACUGCAGCAGCAGCUGCAUCAUUCCCCGCAUUUCAGUGCCAUGAGGGAGGUGGAACUGGCCGCCGCCGCUGCAGCUGCGCAACUGCAUCACCAUCACCAGCAGCAACAGCAGCAGCAGCAACAGCAACAGCAACAUCAACAGCAGCAACAUCAACAGCAGCAACAGAGCUCCGAGUUCAUGAAGCUCUACUAUGAUGACUACGACGACUCCAAUUCCGAUAGUGACGAGGAGAUCAGCGUGACGUGAUUCGUGACUGCACCUGUGACUGCUCCUGUGACUGCGAACAGAACUGCAGCAGGCCGUGUACAUAUAUGUUUUAAUUGUAAAUUUAUUGAUGCAUUCAAAUUAUUGUAUUUAAUAUGUGUAUAAU
Molecule: messenger RNA, 2465 nt
Organism: Drosophila rhopaloa
Lineage: Eukaryota; Metazoa; Arthropoda; Insecta; Diptera; Drosophilidae
Gene: Dbx
Product: alpha-protein kinase 1
Biological process (GO): regulation of transcription by RNA polymerase II
Molecular function (GO): DNA-binding transcription factor activity, RNA polymerase II-specific; DNA binding
Source: RefSeq, a predicted model, not a curated record